Asparagus officinalis (garden asparagus) is the source of this 1056-nucleotide messenger RNA. Its product is annotated as agamous-like MADS-box protein AGL9 homolog. The transcript has 8 exons. Gene Ontology annotation, molecular function: RNA polymerase II cis-regulatory region sequence-specific DNA binding; protein dimerization activity; DNA-binding transcription factor activity, RNA polymerase II-specific. NCBI's taxonomy places the organism in Eukaryota, Viridiplantae, Streptophyta, Magnoliopsida, Asparagales, Asparagaceae. Gene Ontology annotation, cellular component: nucleus. The record is from RefSeq and is a predicted model, not a curated record. Gene Ontology annotation, biological process: positive regulation of transcription by RNA polymerase II. Bases 144 to 905 code for a protein of 253 amino acids.
CGACAAAGCUCCCACUGUCAAAGUCCGUCACAGCCCUUUUUACUAUAAAUAGCAAACCCUAGUUUGCUUCUUUUUAUAAAUUUUUUGAGGGGGAGUGGGGGGAUCAAUUAGGGUUUUCUUUCUAUUAAAUUUGUGAGGGGAAAAUGGUGAGAGGCAAAGUUGAGAUGAAGAAGAUCGAGAACAAGAUCAACAGGCAAGUGACUCUUGCCAAGAGGAGGAAGGGAUUGUUCAAGAAAGCCUAUGAGCUCUCGGUGCUCUGCGAUGCUGAGGUGGCGGUUAUCGUGUUCUCGAAUCGAGGAAGGCUUUCAGAGUUUUGCAGCAGCUCGAGCAUGUUAAAAACGAUUGAAAAGUAUGAGAAAAACAGCAACGCGGCACCGGAUAAUACUGUACAAAUUAAGGAAACUCAGUUAAUGCAGAGUCAUCAACAGUACUUGCAACUCAAAGGGCGCGUUGAAGACCUGCAACGCUGGCAAAGGAAUAUACUUGGUGAGGAUCUGGGGUCACUGAGCUGCAAGGAUCUUGAUCAGCUUGAAAAACAGCUCGAUACCACAUUGAAGCAUAUUAGAUCUACACGAACCCAGAUUACGAUUGAUCAGCUCUCUGACCUCCAAAGGAAGGAAAAAAUGUUAAGUGAGGCUAACAAGGACCUUUGGUGUAAGAGGGAAGAAGGUAAACACGCGACUCAUCAAGUUUGGGCAACCGGAGCAAAUGUGCAAUCACAAGGGCAUGAAUUCUUCCAAGCCCUUCAACUGCAACCCACCCUAGAAAUUGGGUUUGAGUCUGAUCAAAUCGCUGGCCCAAGCGCGAGCACUUACCUGCCACCCAGGUGGCUUGCAAGAGACAGGCUUGACUUUUGCUCUCCUUCACCAGAAAAUGAAAUAGGGGAAGUGAGAUACAUGCUUUAGUCAUUAUGCAUGAAUGAUUUUGUGAUUUUGCUGAAUGUAAAGUGCCUAUAAUUAACUUUGUGCACUGAAGAAAACAACUCCUUUUGUACCUUGCUCCUAUAGGUGUUCUAUAGGUUUUGAAAUCCUUGUAAUGCCUGCGGGGAUUAUAUUU